UGGCAGUAUCGUGUGCUAACGAGAUCACAGAACUUAGGCAAAUGCAACUUCUGCCGCCAACUGACAAUAAAUUUGUUCCGAAGAUCGAACCAGAGGGGUCAGAUGAUGAAAAUGACUCGGAAGUUAGCUCGGAAGAGAUUUCCACAACAACAAACUGUUCGCUUAGUCCAGAUUCUCAGUCAGUGGAACAAAAGGGAACGAAGAAAUCAGGAGUUGGAGUUCGCAGACAAGAAAAACCACCAUAUUCAUAUAUUGCUUUGAUCGUUAUGGCCAUCCAAGCGUCACCGAAUAAAAGAUGCACAUUGAGUGAAAUAUAUCAAUUUUUACAGCAACGUUUCCCAUUCUUCAGAGGAGCUUACCAAGGUUGGAAGAAUUCAGUUCGACAUAAUCUCUCUCUCAAUGAAUGCUUCAUAAAGUUACCUAAAGGUCUGGGACGUCCGGGAAAAGGACAUUAUUGGACUGUCGAUCCAGGAGCAGAGUUCAUGUUUGAGGAGGGGUCCUUCAGAAGAAGACCAAGGGGUUUCAGAAGAAAAUGUCAAGCCUUAAAACCCUUCGGAAUGCUAGGGAUGAAUGGAGCACCGAACAUGAUGGGACCACAUUAUGAUCUUUUUCACCAAAAUAGUAAUAUGAAUGCAAUGAAUAUGCCAUGCACUGGAGGUGUUCCGCAGUCGUACGACACAAACAAUCAUAUCAUGCCGUCUGCUACUUCUUCUCUACCUCACUGUAACUAUACAGCUAUGGGACAACAAAGUCCGAAUGUCAACGUAAAUUGUAGCUUUAAUAUGACAGUAAAUGGCCGUUAUGGCUCUUCCGGCUGUGGUAUGCCUGGUUUAGAAAAUGACUAUAUGACAAAUUCAAAUAAUUUGACACCUUCGAUGUAUGAAAGAGACCAUAAUACAAUGCAAAACAUUUCUAAUUCAUGGAACGCACAAAGAGCUUAUUUAAAGCAGCAACAGAUGAGUCCUUCCGGAAGCACUGGUUCCAUCCAUAGUAUGUCGCCUUCUAGUUCCGGUGACCAUUCUCCAUACGGACCAAAUCCACCAAGUUCAUCAGAAGCCAUGGAUUUAGCACUAGCCGGUAUGAGACUACAGAACCCAGUUUAUAACCAGACCACUUCAUGUGACCGAAAGCCAUAUGUCUACUAUGGCUCAAACGGAAUGUCAUCAACACUCCACCCUGCAUAUUAUGAAAAGUGCUCAAUGUAACAACCAGAUGCUAUGUUAGAAAAAGGGACAACUGGCAGCAAUUUAGAAACCGAAAAAGAACAGCAAAAGACAAUUUUUCCUGAUUUUUUCAAAGUUGUGUACAGAAUUAUUUUGUUGUAAGAAACUGUUGUACUUUGCUAUUGUCGACGCACAUUGUAAUUGUUAGACUACAGAUAUACAAAUUAUAAAUUA
This is a messenger RNA of Mytilus californianus (California mussel), 1397 nucleotides long. Its product is annotated as forkhead box protein F1-B-like. Gene Ontology annotation, biological process: regulation of transcription by RNA polymerase II; animal organ morphogenesis. Lineage: Eukaryota; Metazoa; Mollusca; Bivalvia; Mytilida; Mytilidae. The record is from RefSeq and is a predicted model, not a curated record. The transcript has 2 exons. Gene Ontology annotation, cellular component: nucleus. The coding region runs from base 42 to 1205 and encodes 387 amino acids. Gene Ontology annotation, molecular function: RNA polymerase II cis-regulatory region sequence-specific DNA binding; DNA-binding transcription factor activity, RNA polymerase II-specific.